CGCGUUUGUUUUUGAUGCAUCUUCCAUUCCUGUCUCAAUCGCGUUCGGCAUCAGUUCGGUUCAGUCGCAAUUAAGCAGUGUAUAUUUCCGAUACAAAAUCAUACAAAUUCCUUAAUAAAUCGGUGGAAAAUAGUGACAAAGGAUAUUCAUAAUGGCAACCCCUGCCCCAACUGGAUUGGAUGUUACGGAACUGAAAUUCACCCUCCAGAACAAGGUUCCGAUUUUCAAAGGCGAUGGCAACGUGAAGGACGGAUGCAGCUUGCUGGCCGCAGCCAGUGUCCACGGGUUGGUGUUUGCCGGCACAACAGGACCCCAGAUGAAAGUUCUGCAGCUGAAGAACAUUACUCCGGACAAGGUGAUUGACGAAAUAGUGCCGCUGCGAACGGUUCCCCUUUCCUCAGAGGCAUUCCAGAUGGCAGUCAGUUCGGAUCACGGCUUUCUGGCGGUGGAUGUUGUCGUGGGCGGUGUCCCGAUGAUCCAGAUCUAUUCCGUGCCGUCAUUCCUGACCCCGUCGAUUGUAAAAUUACACGAAAUAAGGACAUCGCCGGAAGGUGGAAUCCGGAGCACGCAGAUUCUGUGGAAUCCGGUGAUACAUAAUAUGUUUGCGUUGCGAACGGAAAACGGAGCCCUGUCCGUGUACACCCUGAAGGAACCCAGCGGAAUCGAGUUCCAUUCGCUGGACAAGGCGGAAGGAGCAAUUUGCGCCUGUUGGAGUCCUAAAGGCAAACAGUUGGUAGUUGGGUUUGCCAAUGGGAAACUGAUGCAAUACAAGCCGGAUCUGAAACCGGCCCGAACUAUUGUGUGUCCUCCUGAGGUAAUGGAAGGGCCUUUCGAUGUAAUAGCUGUCCAAUGGCUAUCCACGUAUCAGUUUGCUGCUGUGUAUCUUCCGAAAGCAGAGGAUAGUGUUCCUUCCUUAUUCAUAGUAAACGCUCCGAAAGCUGGGAAUCCGACCUUUAUCAACUAUGACGAUAUAUGUUACAGCCAAAGUGGCCCCAGGAAGGGACAGGUAUUUCUCAUCCACAUUCUACAGUGGAAUAUUCUGCUGAUGGCUUCGGCUAACAGCAUGGAGGUGGGAAUUCUAGGAACUACGGAAACGGGAGAAACUCCCACUUGGUACCAAUGGACGACAACGGACGAAGCCCGUGCGGAACUGCCUUUGUCCUCGGAUAAACAGGAAACGUUGCCCAUUGGAUUUGCCCUUGAAACCGGAUGCACCCAUGAAGUGACCAUAGCUGAGCAAACCAUCCCAGUUAUGCCUAUGAUUCAUCUUCUGUCCACCUAUGGUCUGUUGGUAUCAUUCAACAUGCUUAAUCUCAUACCCAAUGUUCCGAAAAUAUGUUGCCCGCCGAAACCCGUUACCGAUACGUCCGGAAAAUUCGAAAAAGUGGACAUCAGCAAACAACAGCCAGCUCCUUCUGCCGUUCCAACACCAGCACCAGCAGCAGAAAUGACUUUUACCGUUCCAGCGGGGGCCACAUCGACUCCGGCCAUUGCCAAGACCAAGUCCUUCUUCAGUCCGAGCGAGAACAAAUCUCCUAUCAAUCUGUUCGGUGUACCGACGACUGCAGCAACUGCAGUGGCCGCUCCUACAGCAGUUGCCCCGACGUUUGGUAAGCAGAUUACUUUUGGUACAUCGACUGCCCCAACAACGGAACCAGUCAAGACGAGUCCAUUCGGAAACGUAGGUGGUUCGGUGCCGUCUUUUGGCGUUCCGGGUAAACCAUUUGCACCGCCCACGGUAGCUCAGCCUGCGGCUCAACCUUCGCUGCUGAAAACGGCGCUCAAUCAACAGCAACAACCACAUCAGCAACUACAGCAGCAGCAGAAGACUUCAGCGGAUGCGUCGAAACCGUUCAUAACGGUUCCUCCAACGUACACACCGCCGCCUCCGGCUGACAUUAGUCGCUCCAAUUCGUCGGAGAGCGUAUCCAAGCAAGCACAAAAGCAACCCCAAAAGAAGCAGGAGUCGACCGACGAUACCAACCUGGUUAUCCGUACGAUGAUCACCGAAGAGAUUCGUAAAUUCGAGAAAGAACUGACAGACCUUCAACAGCGUUGCAAGACCCUAAACACUACAAUCGGGUCCAAAGAGGAAUCUACGACCAUAAUCAAGAACCUGAAGGAACUUCAGGAUCUGAGCGUACAAGCAGCAGAAAGCACCGAGUCUCUGACAUCGGAUGUUCAGGCCCUGCGUCUGGGUUUGAAUGAAGCGUUUGCCAUGGUGGCCGAAGCCAACAGCAAGAACGCCAUCUAUAAGCAUCCGAGCCCGAAUCAGUUCCAGGAAACGCAUGCCAUGUCCCAGUCCAGUCGGCGCCAGUUGGCCAGUCUGCAGAACAUGCUCGCUGUGAAUGAAAACCAGCUGCAAAUCGUGAACAAACAGAUCGAUGCCCAGUGGUCCGUUAUUCAGGAAGCGAAUAGGACAAAUUCCAAGCGCAGGAUGCAUGUUCCCAGUUUGGAAGUGUUGUACCAAACGCUUUCCAAGCAGCAGGAGAUCCUGAACAGGCAAAAGGAAAAGCUGAGUUACAUCAAAGCUAAGCUGGGAAUGCGUGAGAGCAUCCGGGGAUUGGAGAAAGGGAGGAAGAAGGAUUUGGGUGGGACGGAUAACGUCGAUUCAUUGACCGAUUCCAUCAUUUCGAUGUCGAUUGCCGACCAAGUCCGUGAGGAUGCUCGCCGUCUGAGCGAGGCCAAAAUGAGUUCGCUUCGUGACAUGUUGAAGAACCGUAAGGUUGUUACGGUAAAGCCAAGCCGACCGGAUCGGGUCGGUUUGAAUUCGGAGGUCGUUCGGGAGCGUCGCAAUGAAGUUCGUCGAAUGGACUCGGAAAAGACGAAGAUGGAAACAACUGUAAUCGCGAGGCCGUUAGCUUCUAUUAAGAAGAUCGAGGAGAAGCCGAAGGUGCAGCCUCAGAUGGCUCACCCGGUUGCAGUUCCAGCACCGACGAAACCACCUGUCGCAGAACCGCCGAAGGUAUUUGAGCUACCCAAAGCUUCAAGCAUGCCUAACUUCGGAGCUAAGGCCGUGCAACAGCCAACGGCAACUUCACAAAGCGGAAUUGGAUUCGCUGCAGCAGGUCCAACUUCUACCACUAUAACGGUAGCUAAACCUGCACCAGCAGUAUUUGGUACUUCGGGAAGUACUGCGCCGCCAUCUGUGUUCAGUUUCGGACAACCCACAGCACAACCGUUUGGACAAAUUUCUGCCCCGAAGGAUGCAGUCAUAACGAAAGAGACUACACUGUUCGGAAACACCACAAUCAAACCAGUGGCGGUUAGUUCGACGACCUCUUCUAAGGAUAAGGAAAAUCUGGAACCAGUUUCGAAACCCGUGGUCUUCGGAUUUGGCAGCACGACGAUACAGGCUAUACCCAAGGCGGAUAGUACGAAUAAUACGGAACCGGUGAAACCUGUAGUGUCCUUUGGGGCGGCUGCCAACAGUAAGCCAGCUUUUUCAUUCGGUGCAUCUACCGGGGGAGCUAUGCCAUUUGGAGUAUCCCAAUCUACGGCUCCGGUGCUAAAUCUCACCAAGGAAAAGCAGCCUGAACUAAAGAAAGACGAGAAACCCAAGGAAGAAGCCAAAAAAGAUGAACCUUUGCCUCCAACUUUCAAAGUUUCCAGUGCUUCCGAAGAGGCUACUAAAUCUGCCUUCCCAGCAUUGACCAAUCUGCUUCAGAAAGUGGAUUCUACAACUGCAGAAACCUCCAAAGCACCGAGUUUCUUCAGCACCGUAGCGAAAACGACGAGCUCCAACAUCUUUGGCACUUCCACCGCAACCAUUGCCCCUGGCACCGGACUUUUCGGUAGUAUAAAGCCGCCUUCAACAACGGCGGCCACUACCAGCGCUUCCAGUGGUGGACUAUUUUCCAGUUUCAGUGUCAGCGGAACCGAAGCCUCUACUACGACGACUACAGCAACCUCCGCAGAAGCAUCAGUAGCUCAAGCCACUUCAUCAACCGCGUCCACGACGACCCCUUUGUUCGGAUCCGUCAAGCCUGCGGCCACAACCACGGUCACUAGCAGCACGGGAUUCUCCUUCGGGGGCGCUAGUAGCGGUUUUUCGUUUGCAGCAGCUGGCGCUGCUAAUAAGCCGACCGACCUCUCCGUCAAGACAGAACCUGCAACCAGUGAAGCAACUCCCCUGUUUGCUUCAGUCGCAUCUAGCGCUCCUAGUUCUGCUACAACAACGGUAACGACCACAAGCACUUCCACCGCUUCGUCAGCUGUCCCGUCUUCUUCGACAGUAACUACUACUGCAACGACAACCACCACUUCUUCCGGCUUCUCAUUCGGUUCCGUUACUUCGUCUUCCGCAACAACGAUAACCACAGCCUCCGAUACAGCUACCCCGACUUCAACCACCGACGCCACAUCGAAUCUGUUCGGUUCCUUCAACAUCUGUUCCCCUUCGAGUCCGGCAGCCCCUAAAGCCUCUUCCGGGAACAUUUUCGGAACCGCUUCUUUUGCUACCCCCAAAUCCGAAGCCACCACGUCCAUUUUCGGAGGUGGAGCCGCUGCCGGAACAACUUCUGCAUUCGGUGCGGUCACGGCCGAGACUUCGAAACCCAUUUCCGUGUUCGGAUCAACGGCAGCAGCAGCUGUUACCAGUGCUAGCAGUCCGGCUGGUACGGGGCUUUUCGGAUCGGUUGCUACUAGCGGGCCCGCCUCAGGAGGAUCAAUCUUCGGAACGGCCAGUGCAACUAGUUCUCCGUUUGGGGCCGCUUCCGGAGGUACCUCCGGCAGUAAUCUUUUCGGUUCAGUUAGUUCCCCACCUUCCAGCACCGCUUCCAUUUUCGGAGGGGCCACAGCAGGCACACAGCAACCAGCAAGUCCGUUUGGGGCGGCAACCGUAGCUCCUGCCACUACGGCCACCAACAUUUUCGGAAGUGCCACUGCCCCAAGCAGCGGCGGAGGAUUGUUCGGAUCGGUUGCUAGCCCUUCGGCUGCAGGAGGAUCCAUCUUCGGGGGUACUUCGGCUUUCGGAGGUGUUGGAGCGACGGCCAAUACCAGCACAGGGAAUAUCUUCGGUGGGGCCAGUUCCGGUGCUUCAACGGGUGGCUUUGGGACAUCCGCGUUCGGACAGCCCAGCUCGCCACAAUCAGGACAGUCGAUUUUCGGUGGUGCCACAACCGGUGCAUCCGGAUUCGGAAGUAGCAGUUUUGGGUCACCAACACCGGUCGGUGGUGGUGGUGGGGCAUUCAGUACCCCUACGACCGGUAGCGUAGCGCAGAGUGGAUUCGGCUCUCCCGGUACGUCCGCGUUCAACAAACCUGCCUUUGGUGGAACACCAGCAUUCGGAGGAACGCCAUCGUUCGGUGGAGCACCGGCAUUCGGCGGUAGUGCUGUGUUCGGAGGAUCUCCGUCCUUUGGCAGUAAACCGAUGUUUGGGGGCUCAAGCGGAUUCGGACAGGCACCGUUGAGCCCGUCUAGCCAAUCUAAUAAUCUGUUUGAACAGCUGGGAUCUUCCUCGUCCGGAGUGUCCUUCGGCAAUCUGGCGCAGCAGCAGGCAGAAAAGCCACCCCAGUUCGGCGGGUCGUCGUUCUCCAGUUGGCGAUAGAACGCAUCGAAUAUUAAGGUAGAGUAUAAGCGUAAAAUUGUAACGAUUGUUCUAUGUUAAAAUUAGAAUCUUAUGAAUACGUUUUAUUGGGCCAAA
Aedes aegypti (yellow fever mosquito) is the source of this 5644-nucleotide messenger RNA. RefSeq names its product nuclear pore complex protein Nup214 (gene Nup214). NCBI's taxonomy places the organism in Eukaryota, Metazoa, Arthropoda, Insecta, Diptera, Culicidae. The transcript has 5 exons. Gene Ontology annotation, biological process: protein import into nucleus; RNA export from nucleus. Gene Ontology annotation, molecular function: structural constituent of nuclear pore; protein binding. Gene Ontology annotation, cellular component: nuclear pore. Bases 152 to 5548 code for a protein of 1798 amino acids. The record is from RefSeq and is a predicted model, not a curated record.